Molecule: messenger RNA, 2421 nt
Organism: Neospora caninum
Lineage: Eukaryota; Apicomplexa; Conoidasida; Eucoccidiorida; Sarcocystidae
Product: putative ATP-dependent RNA helicase
Exons: 6
Coding region: 1-2421 (806 amino acids)
Molecular function (GO): nucleic acid binding; ATP binding
Source: RefSeq, a predicted model, not a curated record
AUGACGUCGAGACUUCGUGCUCUCGGCGUUUCGUCCCUCUUUGAAGUCCAGCGCCUGAUGCUCCGACACGUGCUCCAAGAAGAGAGCGGAAACUCUCUGGUCUUGUCUCCGACGGGGACAGGAAAGACCCUGUCCUUUCUUCUUCCUCUUAUUCAGCGCAUUGAAGAGGAACGGUGGCCACGCACUGAGCCCGUGUUGAUUGUGACUCCCACGCGCGAGCUGGCGGAACAGAUUGCGUUCGAGGCGUGGAGGUUACGUACGUCUCCCUCGACGGAGAUUGCGCUAGUCUUUGGGUCGGCCUCGUCGCAUUCGGCGGGAUCCUCCGCUUCUCUUCACCGCGCCCGCGAGGCCGAGGAAUCGUUCCUGUUGCGCGCAGGCGCGCACGUGGUGGUCGGCACACCGGGGCGGCUCCGAGAGCUUAUUGAGAAGAAGACCGUUUUGCUGCAUGCAGACCAGCAGAAAGUUGUGAUUCUCGACGAAGCAGAUAAGCUUCUCAGUCGCGGACUUGAAGAGGACGUCGUCGCCAUCCUUCGCGCGACACAAAAUCCAGGCAGGCGGCUGUUUGCGUUCUCCGCCACAUUCCCAAAGUGGCUGCGAGACGGCCUCGCGAGGCUGCCUGGGUACGACCGGAGAGACACAGAGGGGCGGCGGCAAGACGGAGACACGGGGCCCAGUGGGCAAGCGCGGCCUCUGGACAAUGGGGGCGGUAGGCCAUUCUCUUCUCACGGAAACGACUCUUCGCCGUCUCCGUCCAUGCGCAUUAUUGAUCUGUGCAACUCCGCCGCGCCGUUUACGUCGCUCCCUGAGCACUCACAGCAGACACGCGCUGCUUCUGCGUCUUCGUCGGCCUUCCCGGCUUCCUCUGCGGCCUCUCUUUUGCCGUCAGAUCCGCUUUCCACCCCUUCAAAGGAACACCCUGCUCGGCGGCCGAACAUCACACAUAUGGUGUGUCGUCUUCCGCGUCAGGAGCAAAAACGUAUUCGCGCUCUUCUCUUUCUUCUCAAAGCGCGUCUCCUCGAUCCCCACCCUGACUUACGAGGAAUCAUCUUUUGCAAUUCGCGCCAGCAGGCGAGUCUCCUGGCACACCACCCCCUUCUGGAGCCUGUGGCGAAGCCGCUGCAUGCGGACAUGACUCAGACUCAACGCUCAGCGACACUCAGGGCCUUCACGCGAGGUGAUUUCCCGAUUUUGAUUGCCACCGACGUGGCCGCAAGAGGGCUCGAUCUCCCACGCGUAGGUCUUGUGGUUCACUACGGUGUACCGCAGAGCGCCGAGGUGUAUGUACACCGCGCUGGGCGCACGGGCAGGCCGCAGCGUCUCGCGGAACGGCGGCGCCGAGCCGAGACUGCACUCGACCGCGAAAGCGUAGAACCAAGAGAGGAAGGUGCGGAAGGAGCGGGAGAGGAGAAUGGUGAGAGCAUCGGUAACCAGGACACAGAGGCGAGCCUUCUAGCUGACGCGCCAGCGUCGUCUGCCCGAGGCGAAGACACACGAGCAUGGACGGCGACUAUCGGGACCAAAAAGCCGAGAGACAGACGUCAAAUGCCAGGCCGAGGAAGCGACGAUGAAGGCGAACACGACGCGCCCGCCGGUGGGGUCUUUGUACAGCGUGGCGAGUCGAUUCUCCUCUUGGACCGAGGGCAGCAGCAGGGUGCGCUUCUUCGGAAAUUCGAAAACACGGUUAAAGCUGUAUUCCGAGAGCUCGACGCCCCUGAUGAAGACGCCAUGGUUCAACAUUCACUUCGGGAGAUUGAAGCUCAGCUUCUUUCACCUCAAGUUGUUCCUUUUCUUUCCCCGUUUCUUCCGUUUGCCUCGACGCACUUAUCUGCCCACGGUCCUAGGCUCCUCGCGGCGGCUUUGGCUCUUCUGCUUCAGCGCCAGCAGAGAAUCACGUGGCGGUCGGCACUAUCCGGGCGCUUCAAUUUCACGCCUCUUCUCUUCCACGAUCCGUUUUAUCAGCACUUCAAGAACAAGGAGGAUCUGCUUUCGCUCUUGCGCCAGGUUCUGCAGCCCAGCUUCUCUCCGUCUGCGAACAUCGGCCGAAUUGCAUACUCCCGGAAAGGACUCCUCGUCGACUUGCCCUCUGGAGCUGCCCGCGCGGUCCUGGCGAGUGAAGAACUCAAGAAGCGAAAAAUCAAAGUCACCUUCGCUGCGACGCUUCCGCACGUCGUCGGCGAUGAACUGCGAGCGCGAAUGGAGCGAACGCGGCGACAGCGAGACCCGGAGAAAGUGCUACAGGAGCUUCAAAAGCGGAUACACAACGCCCGGUCGAAGCGCGCGAGGAUCCGCGCGGCAAAGCAACUCGCUCGUCAGCGUGAGCGCCACGGCGUUUCGAAGCUCUACGAGGCCAAUCGGAGAAACAGUUUCUUUCAGUCCCCCAGAUCUCCGUCUUCAGCGGACUCUCGUUCCAAGAAUAACUAA